UUUAACAAUAAUAAUAAUAAAUAGUGUUUGAAAUCGCAAAAAUUGGGAGUUAUUUUAAAAUUUGUCGCCAACCUCGGGGUGAAAGUCCCUAGUUUGUAGUUUGUUACCAAUCCCCACACUCAGCUGAUUUUCGCCACUUGUCAACGAUUUUACAAAUUUCCAGUGUCAGUUUUCUAAAAAAAGUGCGUGCUGCAGGAGGUAAGCCCCCCAGAAUCCGGUUUUGUUCCAGCUGUGAUUGGAGAAAAUGUCGCACUACAGUGAUGCCGAAGACUCCAUCGACAUAGCCGAAAUGGGGGUGCGCAAGAGGAAGAUCUGGGACCCCGAGACAGAAUCCAUCACUUCCGAGAUCAAGGAAUUGUUAGACGACGAUGUUAAUUCGCUUGUUGAGGAGGACUGCGUGGGGUGUCCUUUGCCCUCCACGCCUGAGGAUGAGAAUUUGCUCGAUUCGGAGAUGAGCGAUGUGUUGAAAGCCGCCGUUUUAGGUACAGGUGAUGAGCUCGACAUCACCACACUUGCCCACAAUGCCGCCAGCCAGGCCGAACACGUGGUCCGUAAGAUGCUUCAAGCUGGUUGGUCGGUUUGUCACUUCCGCAACCUUCCAGCUUGGCUCCAAGACAACGAUUUCCUUAUUUUCGGCCAUCGACCCCCACUUCCCAGUUUCCGUGCUUGUUUCAAAAGCAUUUUUCGCAUCCACACCGAAACCGCAAAUAUUUGGACACACCUUCUUGGAUGCGUGGCAUUCAUAGCUAUCGCUAUCUUUUUCCUGAUGCGACCAUCGAUGGAAAUCGAGCUUCAGGAGAAGAUUGUCUUUGGGGCGUUCUUCGCGGGGGCUAUCAUCUGCCUCGGGAUGUCGUUUAUGUUCCACACAGUCAACUGUCAUUCGCAAUUUAUCGGAAAGUUGUUUUCUAAACUGGAUUAUUGCGGGAUUGCCAUGUUGAUAAUGGGGUCGUUUGUCCCAUGGGUGUAUUAUGGGUUCUACUGCCAUUUCCGACCAAAGGUGGUUUACUUAUCAGUGGUUUGUGCAUUGGGGAUUACCAGCAUUAUGGUUAGUCUAUGGGACAAGUUUUCGGAAUCGGGUUGGAGGCCCUUCAGGGCGGCUGUUUUCAUGACUUUUGGUCUCAGUGGGAUCGUCCCAGCCAUCCAUUAUGGGAUUGUCGAAGGAUGGUUUAAUAAAGUGAGUCAAAAAUCGCUCGGAUGGUUGAUUCUAAUGGGGCUGUUGUACAUCAUGGGGGCCAUGUUGUAUGCAUUGAGAGUGCCCGAGAGGUGGUUCCCCGGGAAAUUCGAUAUCUGGUUGCACUCACAUCAAAUUUUCCAUGUUUUUGUACUAGGGGGCGCUUUCGUGCAUUAUCAUGGAAUAUCAGAGAUGGCCAUGUACAGGGUGACGAUAGGGCAAUGCGAAAUGCCUGACAUUCCCAUUUAUUAACCAAAGAUCUUGAUUUUCUAAAUAAAAUUUUGCAAAUCUAAUGAUUUGUGCUUUAUGUUAUGUCAUUGGUUGUUUAUUGUUACGUGUAAGAUAUAUAGCACAAGUCACAGACGAGUGCGGUCAAGACUCGAGAUGGUGGUUUUUAGUUCACUCCUAGUGUUAAUCAAGCUUUGGAUAAGGCUUAGUAUAAAAUGAGAAAAAAAAAUAUAUUUUGCUAUUAUCACCAACAUUUUUGAGAAAGGUAUAUCCUCUUGUAAGUGUAUUACUAUUACUAUUAUAUAUCAAUAUUGUAUAAAAAAAAAUGAUACUGAAUUUAGAUAUAUUUUUAGGUGUUUUAUCUGUACUUAUCUGGGUCUUGAAUUUUUUUUUCACAGGUGUCAUUAAAAUUUCGCUGUAGUUUAGUUUACAAUUUUGUGAUAAUUUCAGUAGAAACUCUCUAUUUAUUGUUACACUUGAAUUUUGUUGUAGGUUAUUGUUUUUAAAUAAAUUGUAAUGUUGGACAUGGAAAUACAUCAUGUGAC
Tribolium madens (black flour beetle) is the source of this 1944-nucleotide messenger RNA. Its product is annotated as adiponectin receptor protein. NCBI's taxonomy places the organism in Eukaryota, Metazoa, Arthropoda, Insecta, Coleoptera, Tenebrionidae. Gene Ontology annotation, cellular component: plasma membrane. Gene Ontology annotation, molecular function: signaling receptor activity. Gene Ontology annotation, biological process: adiponectin-activated signaling pathway. Bases 245 to 1423 code for a protein of 392 amino acids. The transcript has 4 exons. The record is from RefSeq and is a predicted model, not a curated record.